CUGGCAGUUGUCAUUGAUGUCAAUUAACAUUGUCAAAUGUCAAAUAAUAAAAAAACAAAAAAUCAAACAAAUAACAAAAAAAAGGGAAAAAAUUCAUGACUUUGAGUGCAAGAAAGUGUGGUAAUAGGGUGCCUAAAAACAAUCUACUGAUGAAUAAUGAAUAGUAAAAUACUGAAUACUAUAGCUAACGCGAUUGAUAACAAGGAUGAAGUCAAGAAGCGUAUAGAUAGUGGUAAAAACGCACUCCGUGAACUGCAAGUUUGUAUUGAAAAUUGCCAAAAUCGUUUUGGAGGUAAAUCUGAACUGGCUACAGAAGAUGAUAUUAGGAUAGUGAAUUUAUGUGAAAAAUGGGAAAAAAUCCUCAGUCAUGGGCUGAAGACAAAUCUUUCAAACUCAACUUUACAAAAUCUUGUAUCUGCUGGUCUUAGCUUCACAUUUAAUAUAGUAAAUAUUGGAAAUUCAUUAUGGAGUUACAGUUGUCUUCAUUUAACAAAACAUGAAAAAGAGAGAUUCAAGAUACUUACAAAUAUAAACACUCCAUUAGGUUACUUUAGAGCAUUCCUUCGUGCCUCACUUAAUGAAAGAUCUCUGGAAAGGUAUUUGCAAAGCUGGAUAUCACAUGGACUACUUGUAGAAUAUUAUGAUGAAGGUGCAUUUCUAAGGAGCUUAGAAUCAAGUUUACUACCUGGUUUGGCUGCAGCCUUAUCAUCUGUUUUGUUUGCGUUAUCAAUCGACAGAGCAGAACUGAAUGAAUCACAACAGUUGAACCAUGUAAACAAAGCAGAGCUUGUUAUACCACUGCCAAUGCCAGUGAAAACUUCCACUAAUUCUAAAAGGAAACCUCUUAGACAAGUCAUAUCGUUUGACAAGGUUGAGAAGAAAAAUGAAAAACUACGAAAACCUAUUGAACCUAUUGAGAGUUCUGGUGAAUAUUCUUCCAGCAGUGCACCGGCUACUUGUUUGAACUCUCCAGAUGCGAAAGUAGUGGUGAAAACUGUUUCUGUCAGUGAACCAACAAGUUCAGAUUGUAAAACUGGCAUCAGACACUUCUUCCCUGAUAGUGUUAAAGCGAUAGAGAGCCCCUUACAAAUUCUUUCCAAAUUAUCUGAAAGUGCCAAAGAAAUAUUUUCAAGCUCACAGAGCAGUAUAGAUAAGAAUAAUAUUGCUAAAGAUGAUUUGUCAGAUCUGAGUGUAAAUUGUAUAAAGAUAUCAGAAAGUGACAGUGAAGAGGUGGCGGGCAGCAUUGACGGCAGCACUUCCUGCUUGGAACUGUGUUUCACUGAAGACGAACACGACGACAAGAGUCUGAACUCUGUUUUGGAGAACAGAGAGAAAGAUUUCAUGAACCUACAGUUGAUGUACAACCAAUUUGAAGCUACAAGUAAAGAGAAAAUACAAAAGCUGGAGAAAAAUGUUGUCGAAUUGAGCAAGGAGAAUGACAGACUAAAGGAUCAACUAAGAAAUUAUAUGUCAGCAGUGGAAAUGGGUAUUGCACUAAAAAGUAGCAAUGGUCAUGAAGAAGAAAUUAAUCAUUAUGAAAGAAAAUUAGUACAGGUGGCCGAGAUGCACGCAGAGCUUAUGGAAUUUAAUCACCACCUGCAAAAAAGAUUACAAGACUUGGAAAAUUCUGGAAUAGAAGUUCUAGAGAUGCCCCAAUCCAAUGUCAAAGCGUACAUACCUAGCGCUUUUCUAGUCGGCAAAUCACAGUCCUAUCAUGUAUAUCAGAUAUUUCUUAAAAUUGGGCAAGAAGAAUGGAACGUGUAUCAUAGGUAUGCGAAGUUCUAUGAAUUACACACACAAUUAAAAAAAUGUCACCCCGACAUAGCAAAUUACAAGUUCCCACCAAAGAAGACGCUCAGGAAGCGGGACGCGCGUCUGGUGGAGCAGCGGCGCGCCGCGCUGCAGGCGUACCUGCGCCACGUGCUGCUCGUGCUGCCCGAGCUGCGCAACUGCUGCUCCAGGGCGCAGCUCGUCACGCUGCUGCCGUUCUUUGGAAUGUCAUCAUCUAGCACCAAAGAGAACGGUUCUAAUCGAGCUCUAACACGUCAACAAUCCAGCGAAUCGGUGUCAACGUUCAAUGCACUGUGAUCAUUGUUUAUUUUAAUAUAAUUUAUACAUAAAAGCACCUUAAAUUUUAGGUAACAACGCAAACAGACCAUAAAAUUAUUGAUAUUUUAUUACAUACGCGAUAAAAUGUUACUGUUAAGUAUUUUUAGUUAAGUUGGAUGUAAUAUAUUUUCAAAAUAAAUGAUUAUGAUAGUUUUUUCCAUUUUUUGAUGACGGUUUUGGUUUGGUUGUUGUAUUGAGCCUCAGACCAAUUACCAUAGGACCUGCCUCGCUAGACGUUACUCCUCUGUCAUAAGUAUAUGAUCACGAUCUAAUGUUUUUAUACAAACUACUUCUAUAGAAUCAAUGUUUCAUUGUGUUAAAAUUACACGUGUGUGUAUUACGAUUUAAAUUUAUAGUUGUGUGCAGUGUAAGGACACAGGAUAUAUUUAUUGUUGUUAAUCUGUGAUAACCGGUGGUGAAUUUACCUCGUCCCCCUCAAAAAACGACAGACAAUUUUGUUAGUGAAUUUGAUUGUGAUACAAGUCCAAUGGUAAUUGGUCUGAGUAGUAAGCUAUAGGUAUUUAAAGGCGUAGAACAACCAACAAUUGCAUUUGGUGUGUGAAAAUGGAAGAACGUCAGUAUUGCAGAAAUCUAUACAAAUAUUACAAAGAGGUAUAAUAGGGGGGUAAUAUCUGGAUCUACUUAACCAAUAUUAUAAAUUAUUAUACCACUAGAAAGCUAUUUGUGAGUAUCAUAUUCUUUAUCCCGUAUUCUCACGAGAACGGAAACUACGUGGAUGAAACAGGCGUCGGCUAGUAUAAUAUGUUAUUAAAUUAUCCAGCGAGUGGUUGUUAAGCAAAGGUUUUUUUGAUAUUGAUAUCUAGCGUUUCUGUGUAAUGUAACGUUGCAUUGAUAUGCUGAGUUUGAUUUAGUUUAAACAAACAUGCUCAUCGUGACACCUUAGACUUUACUUUAGUUUACCCACAAACAUGCUUAUCAUAUCACCUUACGAUUUCUUUAGUUUACCCACAAACAUGCUUAUCCUAUCACCUUAUACGUUACUUUACUUUACACACACGCAUGCUCAUCCUGUUACCUUACACAUUACUUUAUUUUACGUACAAGCAUGCUCAUCCUGUCACCUUACACUUUAGUUUACACACAAACAUGCUCAUCCUGUCACCUUAGACUUUAGUUUACACACAAGCAUGCUCAUCGUGUCACCUUAUACUUUACUUUACCCACAAACAUUGUUAUCAUAUCACCUUACAAUUUCUUUAGUUUACUCACAAACAUGCUUAUACUGUCACCUUACACUUUAGUUUACUCACAAACAUGCUCAUCCUGUCACCUUACACUUUACUUUAGUUUACACUCCUUAUAUGGGCCAGACGAGUGAUCAGUCCUAACUAGGGAUCCCACUCACACCAUUCUACCCAAAUCCCGUAGUAUCCUGUCACCUUACACUUAACUUUAGAUUACACACAAAUACGUGCUUGAUAUCAAAUAAUUGUACAUGUAUAUGUAUUUAUGAAAAAAGUAGUGUGAUUAUUGUGUGCAAAAUAGGGCAUAUUGUUUGGUGUGAAAUGCGCAUAUUGUAACAUAAGGAGGUAUAUGUAGAUUUUGUCAACUAUAGCGUUUUCCUAUGUGAGCAUACAAUACAUAAGUAGUACAUUCGUUUAGUUAUCGCAUUUGUGUCAUAUGAUAUAGAUAUUUCCCCAUCAGAGCGAAAAAUAUACUUGGACGAUUGAGUCUUGACCUUUGAAGCCCGCUACCUGUGAGGCUAUUCUGUAACGAUGUUUUUAUCACUUCUACAGUGUAAGCUUCGAUCUCGUAUCUAUCGCUCUCUGUCUAUAGUACUGUGUUAGAUAGAGAGAGAUUAAGGUGAUUUCGUAACUCGCAGUUGCGAGUUAUACGAAAUAUCGUUACUGAAUAGCCCUCCUGGUCCAAACUCCAGAUUCGCCUAUUGUUCCUAUUUACCUUCGGUAUUAGGAGCAUGGGUGCACAUACAUUCUCAUAGCAAAGUUUUUUAAACCAAAAGAGUUGUGUGUCAUCCGUUUUGUCAUACGCCUUCCACCUCUUAGGCCGCGCUCGGACUAGUUUAGUAUUUUAGUCCAGUACGAACGACUUCUGGGCGGUAAAUUGAAAAAUUGUUCGUACUAGACUAAAAUACUAAAGUAGUCCGAACUAGGCAUUAUGUCCCCCGCAUACACACUGUUGCCAACAAAGUUAAUAUUUAAUGUUUUUAAAUAUUAUGAAAUAAAGACCACCGCCGUAUUUGUGUCCGCGAUAAACUCAAAACUACUAAAUCUUUUUUCAUUUUUCAAAAAUGUUCAUACCAUUUCACUGUUAAAGAUUUUGUGAUCGAUGAACGAUCAAUCUUCAAUCAUUAACAACUCGUAUUAGGCUCACUGUUGAGCACGAGUCUCCUCUCAGGGGAAGCGGUUGAUAAAGAACGAUAAUUGUUUCUUUGAAGUUGGAAGGGUCAGAAGUAUCUAAGAGGGAGAAGCCGCGGGCGUCUCUUAGUUAAUAAUAUUGCGUGUAUGCGCCCCUAUUGUGCAUAGGACCGUACUGAUGUAAUGUAUAUUAUUAUUGGCAAUAUUAUUGUGUGUAUUGUCCGGAUUUCCGGGAUAUAAUUAUUAAAUAAUAGGUAUAAUAUACAGGGUGCUGGAGAAUAUUUCCCAUAAUUAAAAUCUUUUUAUGUUUCCAUACAAAGUAAUUCAAAUAAUUCCGACUAUCCAUGUAACACACGCCUAUCUAUUUUUUUUCUAACCCUGCAUUUUUAAAUUUUAAAGUUUGGCUACGUCAUAAUUAUAAGGAUGCGUAUAAGGGACACAUUUUAAGAUCUAUUUACAAAAUAAAUAUUAAUCUUAGACCACAUGUUCUUUAAACAUUUUUAAUUAAUUUUCGAUAACGAAUAUAACCCCAGAGUUAUGGGAAAUACUUCCCAGCACCCUGUAUAGUUGUCAUUAAGUUUUAUGACUACACGUCUUUAUUAAAUGCCUACGUAAGAAAAAUGUUGUGGAAUGAAAAAUAUUAUGUGUAGGUAUAAUGUACUUGAAAACGUUGGAAUUGAAAUUAAUCAAUAGCAAUAUAAAAUUGUAGACAAGACUAACGGAGUGCAUGUUACUGCCCAAGUCUUAAGUAGAUCCCGAAUAGAAACAUGGGACUUCUUCACUAUCGAGCUAAUAAUGUAGUUUUAGAUUUUAAUACAUAAAGGUGAGUGCGUAUUGAUUAACAUGUUCUAAAAUGUUUUCAUUAACAAAAUGCUCGUAGAGAUUAAAAUUAUUGGUUUUAAUAUUUUCUAUACAGGGUGUUGCGGAAAAAUUCCCAUUACUUCAAGGUGUUGACAAGUCCACUUAUAGAAGCCGAACUGCAUAGCUAAUUUUUUUUUAACUAAAAAAAAAACUUUUUAUAUUUUUCAUACAAAUUAAUUUAAAUAAUUCUGACUUUCCAUGUAACACACGCCUUUAUCUAUCCUGGCAUUUUAAAAUACGUAAUCGUAGUGGUAAGACUGUCGAUAUCGACGAGAUAUUGCAACUGACAUUCCGCACUUCACUAGUAAGCUACUUCAUGAUAUUUAUCAAUGAAUAAUUUCGGCUAGGUCAUAAUAUAAGGAUGCGAUAUAUGGGACACAAUUUAAGAUCUAUUUACAAAGUAAUAUUAUUUACUCAUUUAAUAUAGAUAAUUAAUUAAAAAUGUCAAAAUAUUCAUUUGACAUUUUUAAUUAAUUAUCUUUAAAGAACAUAACCCUAGAGUUAAGGGAAAUACUCCCGAGCACCCUGUAUACAUAUAAAUGAUUUUUUUGUAUUAUUAUCUAAUAGAAAUAAUAGCCCAGUGGCAGGAGGCAGUGGCGUGCGCGAGAAUUUUAACUAGAGUAAGCAUUAAACAUAAAAAUUAUACAAACUGUCUUCUUUAAUACGGAUUUAUAAUAAUUAAUAACCAGGGUAGGCAAAAAAAAAUGCAUUUUUGCAUCUAUGAAGUGCACGCCACUAGCCUAUUCAAAUAGAUCGAUAAAGAUGAUCGCUGAUAUUGUUAAAUAUCAAUAUUUUAUAACAUGUUAGGUGAUACCAAAGAUUUUAUACUAUUAGAUAUGUCGUGUCUUAAUUUCAUUUAGUCGCAUAGUAAACAACGAAAGGUAUUUUAAAAAUAAUACCUAAAUAUUAUCUACAAUGUCGAGUUACGUGUUCAGAAAGUGUUUAAACUUAUAUACAUUAAUAGAUAAGGUAAGUAAACACAAAAUUGUGCAUGUGUGCGUGCGCUCAGAAAAGUAGCUAAAUUCGGAUCACUUUUUGCGGUUAAAUUAUUUUAUGGUAUUUUCGUAAACAUGUAACAUGUCUAUAGUAUAAAAUAUCGUUGGGUUAUACAAUAUAAACUCACCGUAAUACAUUGAUACCUGUGAUAUCAUUAGAGUAAGUAAAAUGUGUGUUUAACUAUUUAUAUUCAUGUUGUAGUUUCUAAAGCACGAAUUGUAUUAACAUGUGAAAUAAUAUAAUCGAAAAACUAAAUUGCGUAUGUAUGUUUAGCCUGACUAGAGGAAAAUGCCGCUAUACUGUGGAAGGAACUAAUUUGUUACAAUAGUAACUUUUUGCUAAAAACUAGGUACAUGUGGCACCCGCAAGCCAGGUUUUUAUUUUUCUGGUCAGUCUUUACAUUAUUUUUAUAAGUACAUAAAACAGUAAAACACGUAUGUUAAUUGGUUACCAUUUAGUUAAUAAUGUAAUGUAUCCAAGUAUUCUUAGAUGCAAAAUUUUUCUUUUCGUCCUAAAUUCCUCAGUGCUUGAAGACUAAAGUCUUUGAUCGUGAUAUCUCAUUGUACCCGAAUGAAACGUGUAAUUUCUACUAGUCAACGUAACUCAGUGAAAUUGUGUGUCAUGAAUUGAACUGAUGACGUUGGGAUAGGUAAUAAGUACUUUGAUUAAGAAUAUUUUGUUCAGAGAACCGUUUUAUUAUGUAAAUGAAGAAAAAAUAUAAUGGCUAUAUGGGCUAGCAAUCGAGAAAGGCAACUAUGUAAAAUUAUUGGAUGAUUAGAAAACUAUGUAGGUAUAUAAGUUUGGUAACAUUUUAAGUAAAUGAUGUAGUGACCAAGGGUUGAAUUUAUAUGACAGAUAUAUGGAGUUUGCGCUUAUUAUAGUAUACUGUAUAGGAAGCAAUACUUAUGUAGUGUUGAUAUUUAAGUAGUGUUUUAAAGGUAGAGAAAAACAAGUACCUUUGAAAAUCUAUUUUCCAUUAAUUUCUUAUAUUAUAAUGUUUUAGAGGUAAGAAAACAAUUACUAUUUUUUAAAAAUCAAAUUAUGAUAUUCCAUACUAAGUAAAACUUCAAGUACAUGAGCUGUAUCAUAUCACUUUAAUUAACUUUAACCAUAACAGUUAUAAGAUGUUACAUAUAUUGUAAAAAAUUGAUUGUGUAUACACAGAGGUUUAUUUAUUUAUUCUCAUGAUUUAAAAGUAUGUCAAGUACUUCCAAGUUGUUUUUGUGAAAUUAGGUAUUUUACUUCAAAUUAAAAAUUCGCAA
Messenger RNA from Bicyclus anynana (squinting bush brown), 7564 nucleotides. Its product is annotated as sorting nexin-29. Gene Ontology annotation, molecular function: phosphatidylinositol binding. NCBI's taxonomy places the organism in Eukaryota, Metazoa, Arthropoda, Insecta, Lepidoptera, Nymphalidae. The transcript has 12 exons. Bases 157 to 2088 code for a protein of 643 amino acids. The record is from RefSeq and is a predicted model, not a curated record.